This is a messenger RNA of Lagopus muta (rock ptarmigan), 1344 nucleotides long. It is a transcript of the gene NMUR1, whose product is annotated as neuromedin U receptor 1. Gene Ontology annotation, molecular function: neuromedin U receptor activity. Bases 1 to 1344 code for a protein of 447 amino acids. Gene Ontology annotation, biological process: G protein-coupled receptor signaling pathway. The transcript is spliced from 2 exons. The record is from RefSeq and is a predicted model, not a curated record. Lineage: Eukaryota; Metazoa; Chordata; Aves; Galliformes; Phasianidae. Gene Ontology annotation, cellular component: plasma membrane.
AUGAAUCCUUACAUCAACUGCUUCAGCCCUGAGCUCCCCCUGUCCCAGCAAGACUUCCCCAUGGAGCCCCCCAGCCCCGACCUCUGCAACAGGACUCACUCUGACGCUUUAUUCGACCCCAAAGACGCCAACCUGACGGAGGAGCAGCUGCGACAUAAAUACUUAGGGCCUCGGAGAUCCAACUUCUUCAUCCCUGUCUGCGUGAUCUACCUGCUGAUCUUUGCUGUGGGGGCAGUGGGCAACACACUCACCUGCAUCGUCAUCCUCCGGCACCGCUUCAUGAGGACACCCACGAAUUACUACCUGUUCAGUCUGGCUGUGUCUGACCUGCUGGUGCUGCUGCUGGGAAUGCCGCUGGAGCUGUAUGACAUGUGGAGCAAUUACCCCUUCCUGCUGGGGGCUGGGGGCUGUUACUUCAAGACGUUGCUCUUUGAGGCCGUCUGCUUUGCUUCCAUCCUCAACGUCACCGCCCUGAGCGUGGAGCGCUACAUUGCUGUGGUGCACCCACUCAAAGCUAAGUAUGUGGUGACCAGGAACCACGCCAAGAGGGUCAUCAUCACCAUCUGGGUGGUGUCAGUCAUCUGCUCCAUCCCCAACACCAGCAUCCAUGGGCUGCAACCUCUCUAUGUGCCUGGCCGGGGCCGCGUGCCUGAUUCAGAGAUCUGCACCCUGGUGAAGCCACGCUUGACCUACAAUCUCAUCAUCCAGAUCACCACCAUCGUCUUCUUCUUCCUGCCCAUGGGGACCAUCAGCAUCCUCUACCUGCUCAUCGGCCUGCAGCUCAAGAAAGAGAAGAUGCUGGAGGCCCUGGGGGCCAAGUCCAGUGGUGACAAUGACUAUCACAGAGUCCAGGGACAGAAGAAGGUGAAGAGGAGGCAGGUCACAAAGAUGCUGUUCGUGCUGGUGGUGGUGUUUGGGAUCUGCUGGGCCCCCUUCCACACCGAUCGUCUCGUCUGGAGCUUCAUCUCCACCUGGACUGGCCCCAUGCUCCACAUGUUCCAGUACGUCCACAUCAUUUCAGGCAUCUUCUUCUACCUGAGCUCGGCCGCCAACCCCAUCCUCUACAACCUGAUGUCCACCCGCUUCCGUGAGAUGUUCAAGGAGGUGAUGUGUCACCCCGGCCAGCACCCGCCAGGCUCAUGCAAGCACUCACCCAGCGUCACCCAUGCCACCACCCGUAGCACUGAGUGUGAGCCCAUGCCCAGUGCCAAUGGGCUGCCCCUCUCUGAUGCUGAGGAGUACGAGAUGGAGGAAAUGAAGGAGAUGGAGGAGAUGGAGGAGAUGGAGGAGAUGGAGGAGAUGGAGGGUGGCCAGGCUGUCACACAUGCCACAUCCCUCUGCUGA